AUGGGUGGUGCGGACGAGACGCUCGUGGCUGCGACGGCCGUGCUGCAGUCUCUCGCCAGAGACGAGCCCACCACUGGCUCUGCUUCCCCUCCCUUUGAUUUCGAAUUCCCCUCGACCAACGGUGCGAAAUCGUCCAAACUUCCCGGAGAGCCUAGCCCGGCAAAGGCCGCCUUCGAAGCCGAGUUGGAGGCCUUGGUGCGCCGCGUGCACCACCUGGAAUUCCAAGCUGUCAGUCAUCACCAAUUCCCCGACAAUCCCCAGCAGACCACCCAGUCUGCUUUCGGAUCCACCGAGAAGAACCCUGAUUUUUUGUGGACCUUUGGGCUCGAUCGCUUGUCGUCCGGUCAAGGUUCUGACUCUUCUUAUUGCCUCACACAGCAGCAAAAACUGAAUCAACCCGAUCGGCGACAGCGGACGUCAUCGGGCCCCGAAGAACGACCCCAACAACCCGCCCCGGCAGGAGACCUUGACGAUGACGAAACCGACGAGGAGGAUGAGACCGGGGCAACCCGCGUCGUGCGCGAAGAAGACAUCAGCAUCCUCCGCAACCAUGUGCAAAAACAGGCCGAGGAAAUCAGCUUCCAAAAGGAUAUCAUCGCUCAAGUUCGCGAUGAGUUGCAAAAGCAGGAAGAGCACACCCGCCGUGCCCUGACCAAGGUCGAAAAUGAGGAUGUUGUCCUGCUGGAGCGUGAGCUUCGCAAACACCAGCAGGCCAACGAGGCUUUCCAAAAAGCCUUGCGAGAAAUCGGCGGCAUCAUCACCCAGGUCGCCAAUGGUGAUCUCUCCAUGAAGGUUCAGAUUCACCCGCUGGAGAUGGACCCGGAAAUUGCAACGUUCAAGCGCACGAUCAACACCAUGAUGGACCAACUGCAAGUCUUUGGUAGCGAAGUGUCUCGAGUCGCCCGUGAGGUCGGAACGGAGGGUAUACUGGGAGGUCAAGCUCAAAUCACUGGUGUCCAUGGUAUCUGGAAGGAACUCACGGAAAACGUCAACAUUAUGGCCAAGAACCUGACGGAUCAGGUGCGAGAAAUCGCCGCUGUCACCACUGCGGUCGCCCACGGUGAUCUCAGUCAGAAGAUUGAGAGCCGUGCUCAGGGUGAAAUCUUGGAGUUGCAACAGACUAUCAACACCAUGGUGGAUCAGCUUCGGACCUUUGCAACAGAGGUCACCCGAGUCGCGCGUGAUGUCGGUACCGAAGGUGUCCUCGGGGGUCAAGCUCAGAUCGAAGGCGUUCAGGGAAUGUGGAACGAACUCACGGUUAAUGUCAACGCCAUGGCCAACAAUCUGACCACGCAAGUGCGUGAUAUCGCUACGGUCACCAAGGCCGUCGCCAAGGGUGACUUGACGCAGAAGGUGCAAGCCAACUGUCGAGGAGAAAUUGCGGAGUUGAAGAAUAUUAUCAACUCCAUGGUGGAUCAACUACGACAGUUCGCUCAGGAAGUCACAAAGAUCGCCAAGGAGGUCGGUACCGAUGGUGUGCUGGGUGGCCAAGCCACCGUGAAUGAUGUGGAGGGCACAUGGAAAGACCUCACAGAAAAUGUCAACCGCAUGGCCAACAACCUGACUACUCAGGUGCGUGAGAUUGCGGACGUCACUACGGCCGUCGCCAAGGGUGACCUGACCAAGAAGGUCACCGCCAACGUGCAGGGUGAGAUACUUGACCUCAAGAGUACCAUCAACGGCAUGGUGGACCGUCUCAACACCUUUGCCUUCGAGGUCAGCAAGGUCGCGCGUGAGGUCGGUACAGAUGGUACCCUAGGAGGUCAAGCCAAGGUGGACAACGUGGAAGGGAAAUGGAAAGAUCUCACCGACAACGUAAACACCAUGGCGCAAAAUCUGACAUCCCAAGUGCGAAGUAUCUCGGACGUGACGCAAGCUAUUGCCAAGGGUGAUCUUAGCAAGAAGAUUGAGGUACAUGCCCAGGGAGAGAUUCUGACCCUGAAGGUGACCAUCAAUCACAUGGUGGGUCGACUAGCCAAGUUCGCCACCGAACUGAAGAAGGUCGCUCGCGAUGUGGGUGUUGACGGGAAAAUGGGUGGCCAAGCCAACGUGGAGGGGAUCGCAGGAACUUGGAAAGAAAUCACCGAGGACGUCAACACUAUGGCCGAGAACCUUACAUCCCAAGUGCGUGCCUUUGGCGAGAUUACCGAUGCCGCGACGGAUGGUGAUUUCACCAAGCUCAUUACCGUCAACGCUUCCGGAGAAAUGGACGAACUGAAGCGCAAGAUCAACAAAAUGGUUUCCAACCUGCGUGACAGUAUUCAGCGAAACACUGCCGCUAGGGAGGCUGCUGAGCUCGCCAAUCGUACCAAAUCCGAAUUCCUUGCCAACAUGUCCCACGAGAUCAGAACUCCGAUGAACGGUAUCAUCGGUAUGACCCAGCUCACGUUGGACACGGAUGAUUUGAAGCCUUAUACUCGUGAGAUGCUCAACGUGGUGCACAAUCUCGCAAACAGUCUGCUCACAAUCAUUGACGAUAUACUCGACAUCUCGAAGAUUGAAGCAAACCGGAUGGUGAUUGAGAGUAUUCCAUUCACCGUACGAGGCACUGUGUUCAAUGCGCUCAAAACGCUAGCCGUGAAGGCGAACGAGAAAUUCCUGAGCCUGACUUACCAAGUGGACAACACGGUGCCAGACUAUGUGAUUGGCGACCCAUUCCGUCUCCGCCAGAUUAUCCUUAACUUGGUCGGCAAUGCCAUUAAGUUCACAGAGCAUGGCGAGGUCAAGCUCACAAUCCGGAAAUCGGACCGGGAGCAAUGUACCACCAACGAGUACGCCUUUGAAUUCUCCGUCUCCGACACCGGUAUUGGUAUCGAGGAGGAUAAGCUGGACUUGAUUUUCGACACCUUCCAACAGGCCGAUGGCUCAACCACCCGCAGGUUCGGUGGUACUGGUCUCGGCCUUUCGAUCUCCAAACGGCUGGUGAAUCUAAUGGGUGGCGAUGUCUGGGUCACCUCUGAGUACGGACAUGGCAGUACCUUCCACUUUACCUGCGUGGUGAAGCUUGCCGACCAGUCCCUGAAUGUCAUCGCUUCUCAGCUCUUGCCGUACAGGAACCACCGGGUGUUGUUCAUCGACAAAGGUCAGAACGGUGCCCAAGCCACCAAUGUCAUGAAGAUGCUCAAGCAGAUCGAGUUGGAGCCUUUGGUUGUUCGGAACGUAGAGCACGUUCCGCCCCCUGAGAUCCAAGAUCCCUCUGGAAAGGAAUCCGGUCAUGCAUACGAUGUCAUCAUUGUGGACUCGGUUGACACGGCUCGCAUCUUGCGGACAUUUGAUGAGUUCAAGUAUAUACCAAUUGUUCUGGUCUGCCCGUUAGUCUGCGUCAGCUUGAAGUCCGCCUUGGAUCUUGGGAUUAGCUCCUAUAUGACAACGCCUUGCCAGCCUAUUGAUAUGGGCAACGGCAUGCUUCCCGCACUGGAGGGUCGGUCGACUCCGAUCACCACCGACAAUUCCCGCUCAUUCGACAUCCUUCUGGCGGAGGACAACGAUGUCAACCAGCAACUUGCGAUGAAGAUACUCCAGAGGCACAACCACAAUGUCUUUGUUGUCGGCAACGGCUUGGAGGCUGUGGAGGCUGUCAAGAAGCGUCGUUAUGAUGUUAUUCUGAUGGAUGUUCAGAUGCCUGUUAUGGGUGGUUUCGAGGCCACUGGCAAGAUCCGAGAGUAUGAACGGGAAAGUGGUCUCCAGCGAACUCCGAUCAUUGCGCUCACUGCGCACGCCAUGUUGGGUGACCGCGAGAAGUGUAUCCAGGCUCAGAUGGACGAGUACCUUUCCAAGCCGCUCAAGCAGAACCAGAUGAUGCAGACCAUCCUCAAGUGCGCCACGCUUGGUGGCUCGCUGCUGGAGAAGAGCAAGGAGUCUCGAAUUUCAAGCAGUGGGGAAAUGCAUCCGAUCCACUCCUCCGUGCCUGACAACCAGAACCACCACCAGCAGCAGCAGCGAUCACAAAAACAACAAUUGUUGCCUUCGCCGCCACGACCUGGCAUGGAGACUCGAGCAAUCACUACCUCUGGCCCCAUUUCCCGCGGCAGUAUCGCUGAGCCUGAAGACCAAGACGAAGAGAUGAUCGAUGAUCGGGUACGUUAG
This is a messenger RNA of Penicillium canariense, 4086 nucleotides long. It is a transcript of the gene tcsC, whose product is annotated as putative two-component osmosensing histidine kinase (Bos1). Gene Ontology annotation, molecular function: phosphorelay sensor kinase activity. Gene Ontology annotation, biological process: phosphorylation; cellular hyperosmotic response; phosphorelay signal transduction system. The transcript has a single exon. Lineage: Eukaryota; Fungi; Ascomycota; Eurotiomycetes; Eurotiales; Aspergillaceae. The record is from RefSeq and is a predicted model, not a curated record. Bases 1 to 4086 code for a protein of 1361 amino acids. Gene Ontology annotation, cellular component: membrane.